GCUGUUCACCGCUCCGACGUCGAAAUUUCUCAUACUUCUCAGGCACUGGGCGCCAUAUUUCUCAUACCAGUAGUGAAUCGAACAUGGCGGAUUGUGGUGUUAGUGAAAUGAUAUUUCGUGUGCCUGUUGUUGUUGUUAUGGGUGCCACAGGAGCUGGAAAAUCAAAAUUAGCCAUCGACAUUGCGAAGAAAUUCGGGGGAGAGGUUAUAAGCGCCGAUUCAAUGCAGGUGUACCGAGGGCUGGACAUCAUCACCAACAAGGUGACGGUGGAGGAGGCGCAGGGCGUGCCCCACCACCUGCUGGACUUCCUCGAGCCGACGCAGAGAUUCUCCGUGGUCGACUUCCGCGACGCCGCUCUGCCCAUCAUCGACGACCUGGUGUCGCGGCAGAAGCUGCCCGUGGUGGUGGGCGGCACGCACUACUACAUAGAGUCGCUGCUCUGGAAGGUGCUGGUCACCGGUGGCUCGCCGGACGAGGCCACCAAGAGGCGGCACGCAGACGACGCCGCUUCCGACAGUGAUGGCGAGGACGCGGUGAGCGAGGCCAUCCUGAAACGCAGCCGCGGCGCCGGCGACCCGGAGGAGCUGCGUUCUGUGUCUAGCGAGGAGCUGCACCGCCGCCUGCAGCUGGUCGACCCCGAGAUGGCGGCCAGCCUGCACCCCAACAACCGCCGCCGCAUCAUCAGGUCGCUGCAGGUGUUCCGGCAGCUGGGCCGCAAGCACAGUGAGGUGCUGAGAGAACAGCGCGCAGCCGCGGGCGGCAGCAGCUUGGGAGGCCCCCUGCGCUACCCGGACUCCAUCAUCCUCUGGCCGCAGUGCCAACAGGAGAUACUGGAUGCUCGCCUGGACGCCCGGGUGGACGAGAUGAUGCAGCGCGGCCUGGUGGCCGAACUGGAAGACGUGCACCGCCGCUACAACCAGCAGCGCCUACAGGAGAAGCGGGAGCCGGACUACACGGAGGGCAUCUUCCAGUCGAUCGGCUUCAAGGAGUUCCACUCGUGGCUGGUGCAGCCGGAGGCGGCGCGGCGCAGCGAGCAGGGCCAGGCGGAGAUGCGGCGCUGCGCCGACGCGCUCAAGGCGGCCACGCGCCGCUACGCGCGCAAGCAGCUGCGCUGGAUCCGCAACAGGUUCCUGCGCCGCCCCGACAGGCAGGUGCCGCCUGUGUACGCCGUGGACACGACGGACCCGGGCCGCUGGGAGGAGCUGGUGGCGGCGCCGGCCAUCGCCAUCGUGAACUCCCACCUGCGCGGGUUGCCGCCCCCGCAGGACCCGCUGCCCGUGGAGCCACCGCUCGCCCACCAGGAGGGCACCUUCCAUUGCCCAGACUGCGACCGCGUCUUCGUGGGCACCUUCCAGUGGCAAAUCCACCUGCGCUCCAAGAAGCACGCGCGCCGUGCCAAGAAGAAACCCACGCCGCUGCCGACCACAGCUCAAAAAGGGGGCACUGUAGAGGAGGGAUUGUCAAGCCAGGAUACCCCAGAAUCUGUGCCAAAAGAGGACCCUCCACAGGAGACGUCGCCGAAAAAGGACCCUCCGAAAGAGACGAUGCUGAAAGCGGGCCCUCCGGAAGAGAUGGUUUCGAAAGAGGACCCCCCGGCUGAGAGUGUGCGAGGACAGGACCCUCCAGAGGAAAUAAAGCUGAAAGAGGAUCCUCCCGAGGAAGGGGUACCGAAACAGGACCUGCAGAUGGAAAACUUCACGAUGGAGGAGCCGCAGGAGGAAAUGUUGCGUACUGAGGAUGCUCCAGUCAGCGGCUCCGGUAGCGGACAACAGCAUCGAGGAGACGAAAAUGAACCUGUUACUUCUGCAGACGACCGUAAAAGUGGUGCCAACCUAGAAACAAAGCACCAGGCACAAUGUGCCGAAGAGGGCAAUCCACUUUCAGGCGCCAUUAAUGGUACAACUAGCCCAAAGCGAGAGUAAAUGUAGACCAACAAGAGCAAUGCUGACGUGUGCUGUCACCUUUUAAACAGCACAUUCCUUAGCCAUAUAAACCUUAGUUCACUUUAAAUGCGCACAUUUUAAGUUAGGAUUUACAGUGACUGUUAUUGACAUCAAAUGAAACAACGAGUUCCCUGUUACCAGUCACUGUUUAUUUAUAUCCACGACACCCGUUUCAAAUGUUUAAACCUUCAGCAUCAGGUGGAUUUGCAUUUGUUAGUGUGACAUGUGUCAUGAUACAACACACGCAUAUGUCAUGCCAACAAAUGUAAAUCCGUCUGAUGAUGGAGGUUUAAACUUUUGAAACAGAUAAAUGAUAAAUAGUGACCGGAAACAGUAAACUUGUUGUUUCAUUCGAAACCUUAGUUAAUCUUUAAGGUCAGUCAUAGCCUUCGUCUCAGCACCAUAAUGUUUUUACAUUAGUGAUAUUGCAGAAUAACGAAUAAAACUUUCGUUGCAUUUCCCCCAUAAACAGGUCCCCAACCGAUUUAUUUUUCAGGUUUCUUUCGUUUUCCGUUCUUUUCCAUCCCUAACGAGGGAAGUAUACAUCCAAAGCAUUACCAGUUUUGCUCUUCUUUUACACGAUUGUAGUGCAUAUGAGGGUGUAGCACAUACUCCUCUAGUACGAUGCACUUCUCAAGAUACGAUGCACUUACUGAGAAAUCGAAAUUCAAAGUCUUACGAGCCUUUUGAACGAGAGCGACAAUCGUCUAGCAGAGGCGUUAGCGCAACCUGUUAAGGCGGCAAACUAGAAGUGUGCCUGACCUACAUUGGAGUCUCUCUAUUUUUUCCCAUGGUUGUCGUCACAGCGAAUAAUAUUUUUGCGGAAAGCAACAAUAAUAAUAAUAAUCACGAUCAUAGUGGUACAUUCGUGGCGAAAUACAAUAAUGAAUCGUGGUGAAAUGAACAUUUAUUUAUCGAGUCAUUCAUGCACUUAUUGAAAUGUUAUCACAACGAAGUCACUACAUUUACGAUUAUUCUUAGUUAUUGAUUGACCGACAUAACUUGGUGUGCGAUCUGUCACAAAAGCAUGAAAAGCAUAGGCUUGCACACUUAACACGGUGGUGCAGUUGUCCACUGCAGAGGACAGCUGUUAUGUCAUUUCUUUGCCGUUUUUAGCCGCUCCUCUGACUGCAAAUGUACGCAGGGCGCAGAACCAUUAGGGAGUAUCGAUGGAGACGACUGCUUGCACUUGCAGCGUCAGAAUUGAUUAAAAACGCCAAAGACACGACACUACAGUCGUGCACUGCAGUAGACAACUGCACCACAAGGUUAAUGAGUGCCACUUUCUGAAACAUAAAUUUUGUUUUAAUUUUAGACACAAACCAUGGUUGUUUGGACAUAGGUACGAGUGGCGGAGCCCUCAACUGAUGUAGUACGGGGAAGUGAAGAAAUCUUCGCGAGUGAAAUUUCUGCCUGUCCUGCGACAGUACAAAAGCAGUCUGCAGUAAUUUGAGGAAAUUCUUGACUUGUAUAGCCAAGUAUACGUCCCAAGACAGCCUCAGUGGUGCCAUAAUUGUACCUCGCCCAUUUGUACCACAGUGAUUAUCAUUAAUAUUAUUGUUGUUUCCCUCAGAAAUAUGAUUCGUUGUAACGAUUCCAGAGUUUAGUGGAAGAUUAGCAAAAAUGACGAGAGUCGAGUGCAUUGCGGACAAACUUACAGCCUGCCUUCUUCAUCGGCGGCGCAAAUGCCGCUUCUAGACGGCUGGCGCUUUGGAAUGGCGUCUAUCACCUCCGUAAAAGUUUGCACAUCGAUUUCUCUAAAACGCUUGGCAAGAUGACAAGCGCCAAAACCUUUCGGUGUAAGCUUGUCUUGUAAGCUGUCCAUUUCCUGUUACAUCUUUACCCAUUUCGGUUCAUCGGAUGGCACAAUUCGCCAAAUGGCUCUGGCCCAUGAAUGGCAGCCAGCCAGCUGAAUUCCUGCGUUGGAAGAAAUAUUUCACGUUAAUUGCAAUGUAAGAGAGACUGUGACAUACGCUUCCUCGUCACCAUCCAAAAUUCGAUUUUCUGUACUAACUUUUAAGCUUCUGGAUUAAGCGUCCGUCAAAUACAAGCGUUAAUUUCGGCGGUAGCUUUGGUAUUCCUCUCAAUGAGACUAUAUGAUGCCACUGACCACCGCUACCCCUUCGAAACAUUUCCAUAUUUGUCAACAGCCGUGCAAAUAAGGAUUUAACACAUAUUCAUUUCAGUAUCUAAUUCCAUUAAAGCUCCAUGAAAGCUAGUGCCAAACUAUUGUCACGAAGACCUUUAAAUGAAAUGAGUAAUGCAACAUUAUUAUCUCUGAGUACGUACGUCAUAUUUCGCUUUCCUCCAGUUCGUAGUACCAUGUCAUGUUGAAGCUGAAUACUAGGUGCGAAACGAGAAACAACACUUGAGCGUAACGAAUGCAUAUCUGUUCCUGCUAUUAGACGACCAAAAACCUCACAUACAUUUUCACCCCAACUGUGCAACGGUGUAAACUCAUUUGUCUGUCUCCCAUAACCAUUUCUGUUCGUAAUAAUGAAGGUUUGCGUAACCUGCCCCAAAUCUGUUUCUAUGACUCAGUCACCUCUUUUACUUUCCAUACAGCUGUACAAUAUUCAUCUAUUUUAGGUUUUAAGUUCCUACAUCCAGGUCAAGCAGGAUUUAUUCAGUUUUUCUUCGUUGAGACGAAUCUCACAAAUUAUACCAAAAAGUUCAUGAUGGAGUGAGGCUCCCAGCGUUGAAAACACGCCAUUGGCGGAAAUACCUGAGAAAGAUAGCCAUAUAUUUGCACUGUUUAUUUUUUUAGCAAAACACUUGAUAUAACGAAGAUAAGACUGUAAUUGUAAUCAAAGACUGUAUUUUUUAAUAAAACUUGAAGCAGCAAAUACA
Molecule: messenger RNA, 4793 nt
Organism: Schistocerca gregaria
Lineage: Eukaryota; Metazoa; Arthropoda; Insecta; Orthoptera; Acrididae
Product: tRNA dimethylallyltransferase
Exons: 8
Coding region: 84-1922 (612 amino acids)
Biological process (GO): tRNA modification
Cellular component (GO): mitochondrion
Molecular function (GO): nucleic acid binding; zinc ion binding; tRNA dimethylallyltransferase activity
Source: RefSeq, a predicted model, not a curated record